This is a messenger RNA of Fundulus heteroclitus (mummichog), 2047 nucleotides long. RefSeq names its product tumor necrosis factor receptor superfamily member 5. Gene Ontology annotation, biological process: positive regulation of isotype switching to IgG isotypes; cellular response to interleukin-1; defense response to virus. Gene Ontology annotation, cellular component: external side of plasma membrane; CD40 receptor complex. Gene Ontology annotation, molecular function: antigen binding; protein binding. The record is from RefSeq and is a predicted model, not a curated record. NCBI's taxonomy places the organism in Eukaryota, Metazoa, Chordata, Actinopteri, Cyprinodontiformes, Fundulidae. Bases 786 to 1775 code for a protein of 329 amino acids. The transcript is spliced from 11 exons.
AGACCUGCAAUUACUUCAGCGUGUUACUGAUAAGGAGUUAAUUUUUAAACAAGGUUACAGUUUAUUAUUAACAUGACUGAAAGAGCUGUUAUCUAAACCAAGAGGAAAAUCUGUGAUUGUCUUAUGAGAGACUCCUCUGCCACAGACAAAAAGUUUAUUUUUUUUUAAAUAGACUUUCUGUUUUUCAGAGAUUUCAUUGAUUGAGGGGGGAAAAACAUAUUUCUUUACAUCUGAUAACUUUGUUAAAUGUCACUUAUUUCUUGUGCAGAGAAUUCGAGGAACUAUCUAAAAACAUUUAGUCUCCUUGCCGCCCUAUUGUGAAAAGAUUUAAAAAAAAAUGUUUUUAUAUUUCUUCAUUGAAAUUUGAAGAUUUGGACAUUUUAGUCUCUUUUCUUGAUUUAUUAAAGCACAGAUUUUAAGAUAACCCGACGAGAAGAGACAGUAUUCUCAGAAAAAAACAGCCAAACCAGACAUGAAACCCAGCCGGGUAUUGUCAAGAUCUGUUUGUCUUUAUCAUGUUAUUUUGCAGAACUGCCUUUAGUCAGACAUUACAGUUGAAAUGGAAAGCGAUGAUACUUUGAUGCAUAAGUGUUAGAGAGUUGGUUAGGCGCGUAAGCACAACACCGCAGCAAGUGUGGUGCGGAAGAGACAGGAAGGCAGGAAGACAACCAGGUAAGGAAAUAAUGACACAGACGAUGGGUAGAGUUAGCGAGAAGACCGUAGCUCACCUAGAGGAAGCUUGACAAAACAAUAGAAGCAGAACAAAGGGAGAGCCUCAUUAAAGGAUGGGGAUUGUGCAAUACUACUUAGCUGUACUGUUAUCUGCACAGUGUGUGCUCAACUCUCCCACGGGGCAAGAGAGGACCUAUAUGGAGGGAAACAUAAAGUGUUUUGAAUGCCCUGCAGGCACGUUUCAGAAGUCUUGUACGCAGUGCAAUCCCUGUCCUCCAGGAAAGUACACUGACGAUUGGAAUCGUGAGACUUCCUGCUAUAACUGUUUCAAAGACUGUAAUCCAAAGUAUCAUCUCCAAGUGGUUCAGAACUGCACAAGUACAAGUCCCUUGAAAUGUGUCUGUGAGCCUGGUUUCAUAUGCACAGAGCCGGCUCAGAAAGGGAACUGCAAGCACUGUGAAAAACUAAUGGAUACAACAGCCUCAGCAGCGGUGACUGUGAACAAAGACAAACAGACUUCCUCAGCUCAAACUAAACCUUGUAGCUCCCCACGGUGUGGCCCUGCUGCUGUCCGGACCACUCCCAAUCCCAAACCGGCACACACGAGCCCUGACAUGGCAGCCAUUUUGGUCCCGGUGGUCUUCAUUGGAUGCUUGGCCCUCAUGGUCCUCUUCUGCAUCUAUCAGCCCCGAGAUGAAACGUGUUUCAGACAAAUUAUUGCAAAGCUGUGCAAUGAGAAAGGGCCAAAUGGAAAGGCAAAGGAGUCGACACAUCAGUUCCCCAGAGACUCAUUCAGUGCAAAGCAGCAGACGUCGCCACUUUCAGCUGCUAAUCUAGUCCACGUCCACAAUCCAGGCACAGUCAUUUUCAGCUUGCUCAGCCACGUCACCGGUCAAGUUGGGCAGACGGUUCCGGGCGGAAAGAGAUCUGAGAGGGAGAGCAAUGGAGAAGAAGACGAGAGAGACUGUCCUGUGUAUCAUCCCACACCUUCUCCAAGUAUUCACCUCUCUGAAGAAGAGAGGACCGGUGAGACAGAGGACGUUUUCUUCCCCUCCCAGGAGCAGGGGAAAGAUUAUCACGUAUCGAAGGAAGAGGAGCUGUGAUGUAUCAAAACCAUCCAAGAUUUAUUCUGGAGGACAUGUUGGACUCUUAAAGAGAAGAAUCAUAAAACCUUAAAAACACGAUUAAAGCUAAGACAAGAAAAUGAUGUGAAAUUAUCACAGUUGUCAUUGUUUUGCUGCUGGAUAAGGAAACUCACAUCAAGCCUGAUAGUCACCUUGUAAAUAUUAUAUAUACACCGUCAGCUAAAAUACUGCACCUCACUUGAGCCAUUUAAAGUGGACUUUUUUUAUUUUGAAUAAACAAAAUUUUCAAA